Messenger RNA from Cyphomyrmex costatus, 606 nucleotides. RefSeq names its product GTP-binding protein Di-Ras2. Lineage: Eukaryota; Metazoa; Arthropoda; Insecta; Hymenoptera; Formicidae. Gene Ontology annotation, molecular function: GTPase activity; GTP binding. Bases 16 to 606 code for a protein of 196 amino acids. The transcript is spliced from 3 exons. Gene Ontology annotation, biological process: signal transduction. The record is from RefSeq and is a predicted model, not a curated record. Gene Ontology annotation, cellular component: membrane.
ACGGCAGAUGUCAGGAUGCCGGAGCAGAGUAACGACUAUCGUGUGGUCGUCUUCGGGGCGGGCGGCGUUGGAAAAAGCUCCCUUGUGCUGCGCUUCGUGAAGGGGUCCUUCCGCGAGUCCUACAUCCCGACCAUCGAGGACACCUACAGGCAGGUGAUAAGUUGCGACAAAAACAUAUGCACACUUCAAAUUACGGAUACAACGGGGUCCCAUCAGUUUCCCGCUAUGCAGCGGCUCUCUAUAAGCAAAGGUCACGCCUUCAUCUUGGUGUACUCGGUGUGCUCACGGCAAAGUCUCGAGGAGCUACGUCCAAUCUGGGCCGUGAUAAGGGAGCUCAAAGGCCAAGAUAUCUCGCAGAUACCCAUUAUGUUGGUUGGGAAUAAGUGCGAUGAGAGUCCAUCAGUGCGUGAGGUGUCGAUGAGCGAGGGCGCGGCCGAGGCGGCCAACUGGGGCUGUGGCUUUCUGGAGACCUCGGCCAAGACGAAUCACAACGUGGACGCCCUGUUUCGGGACCUGCUCACCCUCGAGAAGAACCGCUCGGUCUCGUUACAGCCGGUGCAGAGCAACAACGCGAUAAGACUUAAGGAGAAAUGUGCCGUUAUGUAA